AUGCAAGAAGAGUAUGAUGCGUUAAUCAAAAAUCAAACUUGGGAACUCGUAACGCGAGACCUGUCCAAUACUGUGGUGGACUGCAAAUGGUUGUAUAGGAUCAAGAGAAAAGCAAAUGGCUCUAUAGACCGUUUCAGAGCUCUUCUAGUUGCAAAAGGGUUCACGCAACACACUGGUUUGGAUUUUCAUGAAACAUUCAGUCCCAUUGUCAAACCAGCGACGGACAGAACAAAAUCUGGCACCUCUCUAUUUGUAUGGAAGCAUAUGGCUGUAACUAUUUGCGUUCUUGUCUAUGUUGACGACAUCAUAAUCACUGGCAACCAUCCAAAAGUGAUCAAAUUUUUCAUCAAUUCUUUGGCAGCUAGAUUUUCGUUGAAAGAUCUUGGCUAUUUGAACUACUUCUUGGGUGUUGACAUUAAGCACAUACCGGAUGGUCUCAUUCUUUCUCAAUCAAAAUAUAUUCUGGAUAUUCUUUCCGAACUGGAUAUGGAAAAUUACAAAGGUGUUUAUACCCCCAUGUGUUCCAUUGUACCACUUCGAGUGGUUGACGGUUCGCCACAUACUGAUGUCACUCGCUACCGGCGUACCCUUGGCAAAUUACAGUAUUUGUCCCUCACAUGGCCUGACAUCUCUUAUGCAGUCAAUAAAUUGUCUCAAUUUUUGCAUAUCCCGAUUGAUGAACAUUGGAAAGCGGUUAAAAGAGUGCUAUGGUAUCUCAAAGAAACUGCAAGUUUAGGACUUCGCAUCAUUCACAGCUCUGACUCCAAUUUGUAUAUGUAUGUUGAUGCGGACUGGGCUGCCAAUCCGAAUGACAGAAUCUCUACAUCAGGUUACAUUCUUUUCUUUGGACCAAAUCCAGUUAGUUGGUCAUUAAAAAAACAAUGUGUAGUAGCUCGCUCAUCCACCGAGGCAGAGUACAAAUUUGUCGCCAAUGCACUUGCAGAGCUCACUUGGGUGCGAAACUUACUUCAUAAGUUACAUGUCACCAUUUCAAAGACGCCAACAAUCUACUGUGACAAUGUUAGAGUGACUUAUUUAUCUCACAACCCAGUGUUUCAUACCCGUAUGAAACAUGUUGUUGUUGAUUUUGCUUAUGUCCGUGACCAGGUUCAAGAUCAUCGAGUCCAUGUUACUCAUACCCAUGCUUGUGAUCAACUUGCUGAUACAUUCACCAAGCCACUGCCUAAAUCAGCAUUUACUAGGUGUCGUUCCAAGUUAGGCAUUAUUGCACCUUGCGUACCUCGAAGGGGUGUAUUAACGAUAUCUGUAGGUUGCUAA
Solanum tuberosum (potato) is the source of this 1278-nucleotide messenger RNA. RefSeq lists its product as uncharacterized. The record is from RefSeq and is a predicted model, not a curated record. The coding region runs from base 1 to 1278 and encodes 425 amino acids. The transcript has 2 exons. NCBI's taxonomy places the organism in Eukaryota, Viridiplantae, Streptophyta, Magnoliopsida, Solanales, Solanaceae.